GGUGUUGCUUCAGAGAUCCAGGCUCCUUCCAGGUUGUGGCUGCCCCAGUCUGAACACCAGCUCCACACUGCAGAAGGGAGAUGCGGACGUGAACAAGACACACCCACACCCUGAACCCCGCUACACAAGUGGGCGGAUGAGAACCACUGGGAGGCAUAAUGAAUGCAGCGAGACAGGGGAGCUGAUGGAUAGACAGACAAGGACACCUGGAGUCUAGUUCCCACCUGGUCCCAGAUCAUUUGGCAAUAGGGUGUGGCCAUUCAAAUUCGUGGGCAAUUCUGAUCGCUGGGAGAUCCCAUCACACGCUCCUCUGCACUGGCGGGUUCAGUUAUGAACUGUCCCCAGCCCCUUCUGCCAGCAGGUGAGCAGCCUUGUUUCCCUGGAGAACCUUGAAGCCCUUGGUUCCAGCUUCCUGGUUGGUUGCCUGGAGGCACAGUCCUGCUUAAUUGCUGGUAAUGUUUUUCACAGCCAGCUAAAGAGGCCUCAGUGGGUGGGCUGGGCAAAGCUCUGCUGGCUCAGGGGGCCAGUGCUCACAGCAGGGGCCAGAAGAGCCAACAGGAGCCCUGGAGAGAGGAAAGGGGAGGGAGGCUCCUGCUUUGCAGCAUGAGAAGCGGAAGAGCGGAGGAACGGCCAGCAGUGUUCUGAAAUAAGGAAGAAGGCCGCCCACUUGCUUUCGUUCCCCUGGUAAAUAUUUGACUGGAUGUUUGCCUGGUCUGUGAGUUUUUCGGGUGCUGUGAAGAGAGCUGGGCGGCACACCAGGCUGCCGGAAGCGGGCAUAACCAGGAGGCUGGAGAAGCUCAAAGAACAGCCCAGAGAGUACAGGGCCCCCCGGGGCCGCAGGCGGUGCUUCUCCACCAGGAUGACUCCCACAAGUGAGGGGGCACGGCAGCUAAAUGACUCCUGCGUUGGCUCCGUGGACAUGGAACUCUUCCUCCACUACUCCCUCAUCCCGUCACUGUGCAUCAUUUUGGUCUUGUCCUUUCUCCAAAGACGGGAGCACUGUAGACAGAGAGAUGACACUUCUUACCUCCUGGGCGACCACUUUGGAAUCGUCAUACCUCUGGACUUCGUGGGCACUUUUAGUAACCGAUGGUCCUAUGGAAUCGCCUUUGGGGCCACAGCCAAUAGGGUCAUGUUCUUGUUCUCAGAAGGCUACCAGCCCCUGCAGGUCCCGCAGUGGGCCCAAGCCUUUGUGCUGCUCGUCGGAGGCAUCGAAGUCGGCCUGUCCCACUUCCCCUUCUUUGCCUGCCUCUCGUCGGAGUUCCGGCUGGUCAGCUCCAUCCUGGGCUUCAGCUACUCCCUGAUCUGGUUUGCUGUCACCGUCCUUCACAUCACACAGUGUCCCCAUGGGCGGUUUUUGGGGAGGUUCGAGGCUGUCAUGUUCUACUGGCCCUCACUGCUGUGCCUGUCCUUCCUGCUGGGCCGAUUCCUGUACAUGUCUGUCAAGUCUCUGAGAGUCCACCUGGGCUGGGAGCUGCAGACGGAAGAAAAGUCUUUCCUGGAAAUUCACCAGGCAGAGCAUGUGAAGCAGCUCCUGAGGAAGCCGCCCCUGCAAGAGGGAAAAAAGUCUUGGUUCCAAACCAGGAUCUACGAGUGGGACCCCUGCUUUCAGUUCCCCAGCAGGAUGAUCGGAACUGUGGUGCUGGCUUUCAUCUGCCUAUACCUGUUCAUUGUCAUUGAGUUCUGCGUGUUCGUGUACGUGAGAGAGAAGCUGGAUGUGUUGGAAGGGGAGUUGGAGAGCUACAUUGCCUCCAUGAACCAGACGGGGACCCUGGCCCCGGUCGUCCUGCAGGUGAAGGAGCUGAUGAACGUCUCCAAAGGAGUCUGGGUGGCUACCAUCCUGCCGGCCUCCCUCACGUGCGUGAGCUAUCUCUUCCACAUCUUGGCUUGCUACAGAAAGCACAUGAAGCGGUUGUGGGCAGGCAAUAAACACUUUCUCCCUCUGAAGUUCCGUAACCCUUCCUCAUCAGGGAGUGUGGUGGCCAUUGCAAGGUACUCUGGCUGGCAGAUAGCCUACAUUCUGUGGGGCUACCUCAUUAUCCACGUGGUGCAGAGCCUGUUGGGCUUGGUGAUCAUGUACAGCCUGGUGUUGCCCAUCAUCCACAACCAGGGCCUGGAGGUGCUCCACGGACUGGGCAUCGGCAUCCUCACCAUGUCCAUCGUCCUGGGUCUCAUGAUCGUGCAGGUGUGGAUCGCCUCCAGCUUCUUCCUACAGCCCAAGGUGGGUGCAGCCGACAAGCAGAAGCCCUUGGCGCUGAACAACAGGAAGGCAUUCCACAACUUCAACUACUUUCUGUUCUUCUACAACGUGCUGCUGGGCCUGGGCGCCUGCCUUUCCAGGCUGCUCAUCAGCUGCAUCCUGGGCACGUGGCUGAUUGCCCGCAUUGACAGGACCAUCAUGCAGCAUGGCUAUGAGGAAGCAGACAUGGGGUUCGGCGCCUGGGUCGGCAUGCUCUAUGUGGACCACUGCCACACCAACCCCGUGCUCGUCAGCUUCUGCCACGUCCUGAUCACAGGCCACAGGGACAGGAAGCUGCAGCAGGCCGUCCUAUACGGGCACCCAAAUCAGUCAGCAGGUUCCUGCGUCUCAGCUAGGUGCAGGACAAGGUGGCUCCUGCUGCAGACCCUGAUCAACAACCCCGGACUGGUGAUACUCAGAAAAUCAAAACUGGGUCAUGGCUCCCAGGAGUUCACCCAGAUUCUGCUGACGAGCUCGGAGAGCUGACCCUGACCUCCAGCACUGCCCUGAGGCCGGGCCAGGAUGGCCGCCCCCGGGGAGGAGGCCCAGGCUGCGCUGCAGCUGCCCCUGAGUGUGGUGGGACACACAGCUGCUGUCCGUGUAGACGGUGCGCUGCAUCGGCCGCUCAGGGGACAGCACCUGGGCUGAACAAUGACGUCUCGGGCCUAAGUCACUCCCCUGGUAAAAAGACCGAGCACUAAAGAGAAUCUCUGUCGCAC
Messenger RNA from Phyllostomus discolor (pale spear-nosed bat), 2958 nucleotides. RefSeq names its product stimulated by retinoic acid gene 6 protein-like. Gene Ontology annotation, biological process: vitamin A import into cell. The record is from RefSeq and is a predicted model, not a curated record. Gene Ontology annotation, cellular component: plasma membrane. Lineage: Eukaryota; Metazoa; Chordata; Mammalia; Chiroptera; Phyllostomidae. Bases 701 to 2725 code for a protein of 674 amino acids. Gene Ontology annotation, molecular function: retinol transmembrane transporter activity; signaling receptor activity. The transcript has 18 exons.